Messenger RNA from Botrytis cinerea B05.10, 740 nucleotides. RefSeq names its product Bcspt4 (gene Bcspt4). The record is from RefSeq and is a predicted model, not a curated record. Gene Ontology annotation, molecular function: RNA polymerase II complex binding; zinc ion binding. Bases 68 to 433 code for a protein of 121 amino acids. The transcript has 4 exons. Gene Ontology annotation, cellular component: DSIF complex; nucleus. NCBI's taxonomy places the organism in Eukaryota, Fungi, Ascomycota, Leotiomycetes, Helotiales, Sclerotiniaceae. Gene Ontology annotation, biological process: positive regulation of DNA-templated transcription, elongation; regulation of transcription elongation by RNA polymerase II; chromatin organization.
GCCCUCUUAAAUCUGGAAGCCUUCGCGUUACAACUUCAACUCCAGCCAAAAGAUCACAACAAGCAAAAUGACUGAAAACUACGUACCUCCUAAUCAGCAGCGCAACCUCCGCGCAUGCAUGGUCUGCUCAAUCGUCAUGACCCAAAACCGUUUUAUGCGAGAAGGGUGCCCCAAUUGCGAGGAUUUUCUCCAUCUGCAAGGAUCUAUGGAAGCGAUCAUCGACUGCACAUCUCAAGUGUUCGAAGGUCUCAUUACACUGGCCGAUCCAUCCAAAUCUUGGGUCGCGAAAUGGCAGCGGUUGGAUGGAUAUGUGAGAGGUGUUUAUGCGACGAAAGUUAAUGGACAACUACCGGAAGAGAUCGUUUCGACAAUGGAGGAAGAAGCGAGGGUCAAAUAUAUUCCGAGAGAUGGAAGUGCUACGGAAGCGGAUUAAGAGAUUUGAGAGAUGAUUUUCAAGCAAAGAGCUUGCGAGAUCAAGCCACAUACAAUCACAUCGCUCUAGAGGCGUCUGUUUUCAAGCAUAAUAGGACUAUAGUCAUCAUGGGUUUUACUGAUUUUUAUUAGGUCAACUACUACGCUUUAUGGGAUAGGAAUUUGGAUCUGGACACAGGGUGCAUAAUGUUCGUAGCGUGAAGGAGUUAAAAGGAGUUUGGAUAUGGUAUUAGAACAACUACAAAGAAAUGAGAUAAGGAAAAGCUCUGAAGCAUCUGAAUGAAUCAAGCCGUAUCAAUUGCCCGACA